This is a messenger RNA of Strongylocentrotus purpuratus (purple sea urchin), 4221 nucleotides long. It is a transcript of the gene larp6, whose product is annotated as la-related protein 6. The transcript has a single exon. Bases 167 to 1804 code for a protein of 545 amino acids. Lineage: Eukaryota; Metazoa; Echinodermata; Echinoidea; Camarodonta; Strongylocentrotidae. The record is from RefSeq and is a predicted model, not a curated record. Gene Ontology annotation, molecular function: mRNA binding. Gene Ontology annotation, biological process: RNA processing. Gene Ontology annotation, cellular component: nucleus.
AGCGACCUUGCGUAAUGAAUACUUGAGCUGUGGCGUGCAUAAAUUUAGUGUACGUUUGUGUGGCCCGUCACCAUCUUGUGCGUUUUUCUGGCGUUUGAUCGGAAUAACGGCAAAUAAAACUGAAAUCAUCACGUUUGGGAGAUUGUAGCCGACCUUCUAGUCGAAGAUGAGUCAAGUAAAAUUGAUCGAAAAGAUGGAAAACGGCACUUCGGGCCACACUGAUCCAGCAGGUGGGACCGUCCAGUCCCACGCAGUCAAAUCGGAUGAGCGUUCUCGCUCCGGAGCAGGCCAGAGUCCAAAUGGCAGUGACCGGGCGAAUCUACCCCCGAUACCCCCUCCACCAGUAGUGCACAUAUCCAGACCAUCCGAGGCAGAUGGGUCAGGGCUUGAAGAAAGUGGGGAUGACAGUUCUGAUGCUAGAAGUAGUGAUGAGCAUGAUGAGGGAUUGCAGCUUGCUGAUGAAAUUGAUGGUGCAAAAUCGGAUCAGGGAGAUGACAAUCAAAAUGAAGAGUCAUCACCCUUGAAAGAUUGGAAACCUCCUGAUGCUGAUUUAGUUGAAAAGAUUGUCAAGCAGGUCGAAUUCUACUUUUCCGAUACCAACAUCGUGAAAGAUGCAUUCUUACUGAAACAUGUGCGACGAAACAAGCAGGGAUUCGUCAGCAUCAAAUUGAUCGCUUCAUUCAAGAAGGUACGAGGCUUGUCGAAGGACUGGAAGUCGGUGAGAUAUAGUCUUCAACAAUCUGAGCAACUAAUAGUGAACAAUGAAGGAACAAAAGUCAAACGAAAGGCUCCCUUACCAGAGUACGAUGAGACCUCAAACUCUCGUACAGUGGUCGCUGUAAAUCUGCCAAUGGAAAAUCCCUCGGUGGAAAAGAUUUCUCACUUAUUUCAGACCUGCGGUGAAAUUUCUCUUAUACGAAUCAUAAGACCUGGAAACCCUAUUCCCCAAGAUGUGCGCAAACAAAUGGAAACACACGCUGCGUACAGCCAGAAGAAAGCUUGUGCCCUGAUUGAGUUUGAAAAGACAGAGUCAGCUCACAAGGCGGCUAAGUCAAUGAACGAUGAAGAUAAUUGGCGUUUUGGUCUGCAUGUCUCUCUACUCAUUAACAGGCCAAAGCAGAAGGAGAAGAAGGAACGAAAGUCUCAUAGGGAGGGUCUAUCCCCUCAGCAAGCUGACGAUGCUGCCUCGGUAGAUGGAGAUGGGGAUGCUAAGAAGAAGAAACGCCGUCGUAAGAAGAAGAGGAAUAGCAAUCGACUGGAUGAGCUAUCAUGUGAUGGGAGCGGGGUGACUGGGACCCCAAGCUCAUCAGAUGUUGACAAUCCUUCAGAGCACAAAAGCGUAAGCAAGCCCAUUUCCAUUCAGCAACACCGAAGUCCCAACCAUCUGAGUCCUUCGACCACCCCUAAAUCCAGCCCCUGCCCCAGCCCCCAUGGUAGUCCACGCAGCCAACGCAAGCAUGGGAAAUCGCCCCUUGUAGUUCCGGGUGUUCGCAACAGCCCCAAGGGUAGCCCCAAGUGCAGCCCGGAGAUGAGCCGUAAGAACUAUGAGUAUGACCGAAGAGGCAGCGGUGGUGGUGACCACUCCGACAGCAGUAAUUCCAGUCCAUGGAUCCGUCGUCGCAUGCUCCUUGCCAGCCAAGAUAAGAGCCCUUUGGCAGCCGGUACCAGCCCCUGUGGAAGUCCCAUGCUUGGGCGGCGUCAGAUGGCAGGUGCUGCAGGUAUUGUACGAAGUCCUCAGGGUCCUGGAGGUGUGUCUGCCUUCUAUGGAGGCAAAGGUCGAGGUAAACCAAUCAAUGAGCCUUAAGAUUACCUGAGAUUUCCUUGAAAAUAGUGUAACUCAAAUAUGAAUGGAUUUGAUUCCCAUUUAUUAUGUGUUUAAAAAUAAACAUGGUCAGUGAGUAGUGUAAAAAUGUAUAUUAACCAUAUAUUUGAUCCCUUUCCUUUGAUGUUGGUUUGCUCGGAUAUUUGUUUUGUGUGUACAAUCCCUUUUUUGUAUUAGAUGAGGAAAGAACUGACAAAAUAACUGCUCAUAAUGAACACUAAAGCUAUCAGAAUGAGAACAGGUCCACUCUGAGAAGUAAAAUAACUGUACCCUACAAAAAAGUCUCUUCAAACAGGUACUUUCAGACUACAAUGGUGCAUGUAAUCUUCAUCACAAAAUGGACUUGUACAAAAAGGGUAAUCAAGGAAUCAUAAACUUUUUUUUAUUUUAUAAAAAAGUUUCCCCCUUUGCCAUUUCCCCCAGCUCCUCGUCUGUUCAAGUUACAUGUACAUGUACAUGUAUAGUAGGCUACAUGUAUUCCAUACAUUCAUACACUUAUAGAUCAAUCUACAAUGUAUACCUUGUAUGAAUGGGAAGUAAUAUAGAAAUACAAUGUACUGUACGUGUAAAAUGUUCAUAUUGCAUCACACUUUGGAGUAAUGAUGUGUUAUUUAAUGCCAAGAGUUGACAAGACAAUGUUCUGCACUACCAGUUGAAAUGGAAAAGUGUACACUCUAAACUCUGCCAUAGUUUGUUUAUACACCAUAUGGUUCCAAUUUGGUACUGAGAUGUCUGAAUCUGUAAAGUAUCAUUACAUACUGUAGAUACCAAAAAGAAUCCAUAUACUGUACUGAUCAAAUGGUCAUAAACUGUUUUUACUUUGUACCUGUUGGCAUUUAUGGAAAACUGAAAAUAGUGGAGCAUUCUCUCUACAUUGCAAAAUGGUCAAAAACUCAAAAGCAAAUUUGUUUCUGUUUAUCCUUGUGAUUAAAAGAAGUUGAGAUAGCAUAGAACUCAAAUAUACACAACAGUAAUUUUGUUCACACCAAGUCUGUGAGGAUUGUAAAGUGAUUUCCAAGCUUCAGCUUUAUCAAUAAUUUUUAAGAUUUAUAUUACUUACUUGGUGUAUUUCUAAGUUGCUGAGGCUUUUAGUAUCAACUUAUGAGCCCAUCUUGACAAUCACAACACUAUUUACGUUGAUAAGGGGUAUAGUUGAGACUGGAGGGUGACGCCAAUGAGUUUCAAGUUCAGAUUUAAAGCUGUUUGAUAGAUGGCGCUUGGACUGUCGAUUGGGGUAGCCCGUUCCAGUUGUUAAUAGAUCGAAAAGCAAGGGACCUUGUAAGUUAAUUGUACAUCUAGACAUGUACAUUGUGUAAGCACUAAUAACACAAUCAUGACAACAUAAGACCAUGCUGCAAAAUAAUUUUAUGUGCUUGUUACUCUUGUGAAAAAUUAAGUUUAUUUAAAGUUACAAGCAAAGUAACAAAUUUCUUCCCCAGUGUUCAAAACAGUACAUGUGUUAAAGUGUUUAUUAAAAAAUAAGAUGAAAGAAAUAUAAAGAUUAUAAGAUUCUUUGCGUACUUUUGCCUGUCAGGUACUACACUGUUACAUGUUGCAUUGCCUGUGUGUUGAGAGUCGGUAUUCAGUAUAAGAAAAGAAAUUGAAAAUACAGUAGAAAAUUCAUCCUAUUUCCUUUAUGGUGGUUUGAUUUAUACACAUACUGUGCAAUAUUUUUUAAUUUUUUUUUUACAUCAGGUUUAAUGAUUUGAUAGGACUUUUGCUAAUUUCAGUGGUUUUUGUUUUUUGAUUUUCUGUUUUAUUAUACAGGUGUUGUGAUAAAAAGGGGCAGAAAGCCCAAAUAGGGAUCCUGAAACAAAUGUGUAAGGACAAUCAGGAGAAAAUUUUCCGCACGAGGUUCUGUUGAAUAGAGGAUAUUAUCUCAACCUAAUCGAGUUUAUUGUGGAAAUGUGGGGAUGAAAAAAAACUUACAAUUGAGGGUUGCUGUACAAAUAAGAACAUUCCAUGGACAUCUAGAGUAAAAACAAGUUGUUCAAUAUAAAACAAGAAGACAACUAAAACAGGAUUGAUAAAUAUUAGAUAUUUAUGUUAAUUUGUAUAUGGAUUAUGAUGAUGUAGUACGAUUCAAAAUAAAUUGUAAUCCAUACAAAUGGUUUUAUCAUCAGCUAUUCUUACAAUGUAUGUGAUGUUUACCUUGUGAAAUGUUUUGAAUGUGCUUUUAACUUUUGCAAAUCAGGAAGUCUUCUUUUAUUGGUCUUUAUGACAUGUAUUGCUAUCUUACUGUAUUGAUGAUAUUAUGCAUAUAUUAUAGAUUCAUUCCGUGUUACAAGCAAAUUCUAAAAGGCAGAGAAUUAUUGUAGGGCAUAUGGGUGUGACAUCAACGUUCAUGUACAGUAUAUUGUCUGUUGUUUUGUUUUUUAAAUAUAUUUUAUUUCAGUGUA